Molecule: messenger RNA, 2027 nt
Organism: Mytilinidion resinicola
Lineage: Eukaryota; Fungi; Ascomycota; Dothideomycetes; Mytilinidiales; Mytilinidiaceae
Product: concanavalin A-like lectin/glucanase
Exons: 6
Coding region: 218-1606 (462 amino acids)
Biological process (GO): carbohydrate metabolic process
Molecular function (GO): hydrolase activity, hydrolyzing O-glycosyl compounds
Source: RefSeq, a predicted model, not a curated record
CCUCAAAAGAACCUGGCCCCAUAAGGCGUUGUGAGUUCCCCAUCUUGCUGCAAUACGCCGCCGCCUUGGGUCCCAGCUUGGACGACGCAACUGUCUCCUGCGCCCGUGCUUUUGCCUGGUCAGCCCGCGCGCUUCCCGGCCUAUACCUCGAGCAGAUCGUCCGUUUUUCCGCUCUUCAUCUGGAUCUCUGCUGCAGGUCGUCGUACCGCCUUCCACCAUGUCCAGCUCAAACUCCAUCCACACGCCCCAUGGAGCCCACACGCCCCAUGGAGGCAUUGGAACGAAUCCCUUCGCGACCCCCAUCCGCCUCAGUCGUGCUCCCACCGAGGAGGGCAGCGAUGACCGCCAAUCCUACUUCCCCGCCACUGCGAUUUCAGCAGGACCACAGGCACGCCUUCGCAAGUUCAAGAGUGCGCGAUGGAAGGGCCCGGAUUAUGAGAAGCCGUGGGUGGAGAACAAGAACCCCCGCAAGAAAUGGGAGCCCAUGAUCUUCUAUGGCUGUAUCUUCGUGGGCGUUGUUAUUGGUGCUAUCAUUUGCUACUUUGCCUACGCAUCCGUUUCAAACCACGAGUACUGCCUGAUUCUGGAAGAUGACUUCCACAACAUCGAUCUGAACAAUUGGAGUUACGAGAUCCAGCGUGGUGGUUUCGGUAGUGGCACCUUCGAGUGGACUACCAACGACCCAAAGAAUGCCUACACCGACGAGAAAGGUCUCCACAUUGUGCCGACACUCACCACCGAUUCUACCGACAUCACCAUUGACCAGCUGGAGGACAACUAUGUGCUCAAUCUCACGACCGCGGGUACUUGCACUUCGACGGAUGUCACCAUGUGCGCCAUUCGCAGCAACAAGACGUCCGGUGCCAUCAUCAACCCGGUCCGCAGUGCCCGUCUAACAACCAAGGGCAAGAAGACUAUCACGUAUGGUAAGGUCGAAGUUGUCGCCAAGAUGCCCAAGGGAUCGUGGCUCUGGCCUGCUAUCUGGAUGAUGCCGGAGCACGACACCUACGGCGCAUGGCCGGCGUCUGGAGAGAUCGAUAUUGCAGAGAGCAGAGGCAACUUCGGCGACGACUACCCCAGCGGUGGCCGGGAUGCCCUCAUCAGUGCCCUGCAUUGGGGCCCGGUGCCGGAAGCGGAUGCUUUCUACAGAACUUCGGGACAGCAUCGCGUGCGCCGGACCGAUUACACGGAAAAGUUCCACACGUUCGGAGUUGAGUGGAGCGAGAACUACCUCUUCACUUACAUUGACAGUCGUCUACUGCAAGUCUUCUUCAUCAAGUUCAACAACAAGAAGAGCAUGUGGGACCGUGGCAAAUUCGGCCAGGCCAUCUUCAACCACUCUGCGCUCUUCGAUCCGUGGUCGCAGACUGGCCGCCACAACACUCCUUUUGACCAGCCGUUCUACCUGAUUCUCAAUGUCGCUAUUGGCGGCACCAACGGCUUCUUCCCCGACGGCGUUGGCAACAAGCCAUGGGGCGACAAGAGCGGCCAGUCGCCCAAGGAGUUCUGGGACAGCCAGUCCCAGUGGAUUGACACGUGGGGCAAGGGCGACGAGCGCGGGAUGACGGUCAAGAGCGUGAAGAUGUGGAGCGAGGGCAAAUGCUGAAAGGGUAAAGCCAAAUCAGCAGCUCGGGGACAUCUGCACCCAGAGCGGUUAGCAGCAGUGGGAAGGUUUUUCUUGGUACAGCUAUUGUAAUUCUCGCGGGUCUUGGAUUAAGGGUUUCUUCGGCGCUUCUUGGGACAUCGGACAGCAGCAAUUACAUGACGACAAACUAGAGGCUCGGGGUCAGGUGGAUUCGAUACUUAAUUCAGCAAUGGUUCCUCUGUCGCGCCGCUGCAUAACUAUCGAUUCCUUGGGCGUCCAGCGUCGGCCGCGUCAUGCACCGCCACUGUACGUGAUAGGCCGCGUCUCGACACCGUUCUCGCAACACGGCAGGCCAGCGGUCCGAACCCCCUGCUUUCCAUCGGCGGCAUGGGAUGCCCUGUAGCGCCAGGGGUAUUCGGGAGGGGAGCCUGUCAUCGUGGGC